This is a messenger RNA of Sphaeramia orbicularis (orbiculate cardinalfish), 986 nucleotides long. Its product is annotated as low affinity immunoglobulin epsilon Fc receptor-like. NCBI's taxonomy places the organism in Eukaryota, Metazoa, Chordata, Actinopteri, Kurtiformes, Apogonidae. The transcript has 8 exons. The coding region runs from base 87 to 986 and encodes 299 amino acids. The record is from RefSeq and is a predicted model, not a curated record.
CGUCAGAUCUGAAAUCAGUGCAACCCAUUAUUGAAGCUUUCAUCUCAAGGAAAGCAGCAGAAAACCUCACCGUCAGCAUUACAAGAAUGGAUUCCCAAGAAAGAAAUGACACCGAAUAUGAGAAGUUUGCAGUGGAGAACUUCAAUACCCAAGUGUUUAAUGUAGAGGAUUUUCAGAGGAGAAGGCGGAUCUACAGACGUGCUGUGGUGUGUCUGGGUUUGCUCUGUGUCGUCCUAUUGGCUGCAAACAUCGGACAGUUUGUGAACAAUAAGAUUCAAAACCGUCCGGAGUUGGGAGACCAUCCCAAAAUUGAGGCACUCAGCGCAGAGAAAGACCAACUGUGGCGCAACUGGACCACCAUUCAGACCCAGAACCAACAGUUACAUCUGCAGAAUCGGAUCCUGACGUUAGAGAAAGAAGAACUGCAGAGGAAUUACACCACAGUCCAGAGUCAAAAUGAGCAGCUGCAGACAGGAAGAGAUCAGUUACAGAAGAUGGUGAAUGUGAUGAAAGUAAAAAUCAAUGGUAUGUCCUGUGAAACAGGGUGGAGCAAGUUUGGUAUGAACUGCUACUAUGAUUCUGUCACUGAGUUAGACUGGGUGCACAGCAGAUUGGUUUGUCUCAGUAUGGGAGCGGAUUUGGUCAGUAUCAACACCGCAGAGGAACAGGCCUUUAUCAAUGGACUGCUGAGUCCCCAAGUGAACGCCUGGAUUGGUCUGAAUGACAUUCACAGUGAAGGGAAGUGGAAGUGGGUGGACGGGACCGCGGUCACUACUACGUUCUGGGGACCCGGGCAGCCCAACAGCUACAAUGGAACAAACCAGGACUGUGGAGAACUUGUAGAAAACUCAUUAAUGGGGCAGUGGAAUGAUGAGGACUGUUCUGCUGAAAAUCUGGAUUUGAAGUCACGUACCAGAAUACAGGACUACCAGAACCACCAACAAAUCAAUGCUAUGCACCCACAGACUGUACCGCUCACUGAAUAA